Molecule: messenger RNA, 1062 nt
Organism: Acytostelium subglobosum LB1
Lineage: Eukaryota; Evosea; Eumycetozoa; Acytosteliales; Acytosteliaceae
Exons: 1
Coding region: 1-1062 (353 amino acids)
Source: RefSeq, a predicted model, not a curated record
AUGGUCAAUAUCCAACUUGCAUCAGGACAGUACUUUAUCACCGAGAAUACCGGAGUCUUUAGUCAAGACCUCAACUUCACCUUUAAUGGUGCAGCCCCACCCUUGUCUUCCGACUUCUACUUAGAAGGGUCACAAUUUCUUUCCAUCUAUGGCAAUGAUCAGUCUCCAAAGAUCACCGUCUCUCUAAACAACCUCAACAUAUAUGAUGGCCUGACCAACCAACCGAGCAAUGUCAUCAGCAUCCUUGGCUCCAACACAAACAUCACGCUCAAUAAUGUUCAUAUCCACAACUGCACUGGCUUUGAAUGGAUCUUGAUAAUGACAGCCAACAUUGUCAACCCCAAAGGAGGACCAUCUUGUUUUCUUGCACUCAACAACUGUUCAUUCACAAACAACAUGGUUACUGACCAACUAUUGAAUUUACAACAGGCCAAUGUGACCAUUGACAAUUGUCUAUUUGACCAAUUUAGUAGUGCCGCCCUCGUCUUGUACCAGAGCCAUAUCGAAAUCACCAACUCCGUCUAUUCCAACUCAAACAACAGCCUUGUUGUCCCCAACUUCUACGACACCCCUCUCAUCCAAGGACAAGACAGUAUUACCAUGGACAAUUGUACCUUCUCAAAUUUAUCUUGGAGAGAAACCCUCGUUGUAAUUGGUCCCAACUCUUUCCUUUCCAACAUCAACCUUGUCAAUAUCACUCAUUCUGACUACUACCUUGAUGUCUAUGGCGACACCAUCUUAACCAAUAUUAGAGUAGGUGGGACAUUCUCCUCUGGCUCAGUUCUAAUAGAAUGUCAAGAGAAAGCCAACCUAACAAUCAGCGGUAUCAACAUGUCCUCUGCUGAUCAUGGUGGCCCAUCAAUCACCAAAUGCAAUAUUUCCUCAACUUGUAACAUUGCUGGCGUCAAUGUCCCGCACUGUCCAACCAAGCACCAUCUCAAUGGUGCCGAAAUUGCCGGCAUCACUAUUGGAGCAGUCGCCGGGCUUAUUAUCAUCCUUCUAGUCAUACUACACUUGAUCAAGAAGAGAAAUACUUCAUCGUAUCAAUCAAUCAACCAAUAA